AUGGGAGACCCCUUAGGAGCAGUCGGCUCUAUUGUGGGCAUUGCAGCUUUUGGCCUUCAAAUCGCAACAAUGCUGCAGAUGUAUAUCGAAGCUGUGUUCGAAGCGCAAGAAAGCUUAAAGGACAUAGCCUUGGAUGUCAGCGCAACAGCUUCUGCCCUGGAACAGCUCGAUGAAUUCAUUAAACCUGAUCAGAAUAAUAAAGCAAUUGCGAGUAAAUCAGGAGUGGAACAGGUAAAGCGACUGGCAUCGCAGUGCGAGCAAGUUUACGGCGCUAUCAUCCAUCUUAUUGCCAAGGCCGUCGGCGUGCCAAAGGACAACAGCGGUAAAGUGACCCACGAUGCAUUGAACUUGCAUAGUUUAAACGCCCCGAGUCGGAUACAAAAGCUCAUAUGGCCCUUCCGGGAAUCUCGUAUCAAGAGGCACCAGGAAGACCUAAGAUGGCUAAAGAUCAGCCUGCUUUUUCACCUGAGGCUCAUGGAGCUUGCAAAGACAAAAAUGACGGCUCCAGCUAGAUCUCCCGACGCUUAUGAGAAAGAGGUAGCUUUACAAGCUGCUCUGGAAAAGCUCUUGUCUGAAAGGGAAGCGUAUGCCAAAUUGAUAGCCGCCCAAAGGAGAGGAAGUAAGAAGGGCAAGACCAGAAGGAGAUCCCUGGUUGAAUCUACUUCCUCGAUUGAUUUACAUAGGAGAACGAGCUCUAAGAGCGAGCAGCACUUUGUCAAAGUCCCUGAACCCAGUCAUGCAGGGCCAUCGUCCCGGGCGAGGGAUGGGAUGGGAAUAAAAAGUACAUCAGCAGCAGCAGCAACAUCUAGUAAAGCUACCGACGAUAAGCCAGAGUUCGUGUCACCAGAACGUCUUCCAGAGCCGCCUCAAGUUACGUCUAGAUCUCCUAACAACCCAGUGUCACCUCCUAUAACCGACGAUACGCCUAAUAAAAGAGCCGAGUUUCAUGGUAGUUUAUUAAUCGAGGGCAAUAACAAUCUAGAUAAUGAUAUUGGCCACCCAAAGCGAACCGAACCAUUUCGGCAACUCGUAGUUCAGGAUACGCUUGACGCAAACCCUGCAGCUCCCCAGACGCAAACCAAUACCCAAACAAAUGCCCGAAGUUCGCCAAAGAGCCUGGAUCUCGAGGCAUACCUCGUCGAGAACGACUUCCGCACAUUCCGCAAGAUCCCUUUCGGCCACGAGGAGCUAGCGGAUGAGCUGAGCCGGCUCACCAAGUCGACAGGGGGCGGCGUGUGGACCCAAUACGCGUCGCUUAAUCCCGCCCAGCGGGAGAGCGUAGACCGAGUGGCGGCGGAAGCGAACCGUUCAAGUCACCGCUCGAGGACCUGCGUGGCGAUAAGCCGGCAGCCCCAGGGGAGAGAGUCUUGCAUCGUCGCGUUUUUCUCCCUCGGGCCUCCCGUCCAACCUGUCCACGUCAAGUACGGCGAACAAUAUUUCCAGUUCGCGUUCGAGCUGUGCCGGAAGUGGGAGGACAUGGGCGACCUUCUCGAGGAGACCGUGCCCGAUAUGAGGGGACGUAAUCAUCGCUGCCGAAGCGAUUUGUACCAUCUUAAAGGCCUCGAUAACCACGUCAUCCCCCGUGCGAUGUGGAGCGCUACCGUCUGUCCCGGCCUCGUCGUGUUCCUAGUCAUUUACUUGCCUUCGUCUAUGCCAACGUCACCGAAACCGCAAUUCCCCUUAUCUCUGCGCGACGCACGGGAGGAUAGCCCGUCCGUAGACUAUCGAAGCGGGGUCGCAUCUCCGCGGGCUAUCAGGGUGAUAGGAGUCGAUAUAAGUGCAAUAAUAGACUUAGAGGACCAGAUGACAAUUCCACCCGCUGCAGAAUCGGUCGAGGGCUCGUCAUGUACGCCACGAUCUAUAAGUUCGGACAUGAGGCUAAGAAGGGAAAGAGAAUCUUUUUCUCGAUGGGCCAGACAAAUCGGGGUUGGGUAUGACUCCUGGCCAGGUAACGAAAGGAACGGGGAAGAAGAUAGCGAAGAAGACGAUAUCAUUGACUUCGAAGAAGAGCAAAUGCAUGGAGGGCUCGGACUAGGCGCCCAACUAGGCAUGUGGACUAACGUGUUCUCAUCGGCGGAGAACAACGAGAAUGAUGAGAGCGGAUCCUAACGUAUACCUACCUCAUGCCUACCUAAGGUACCUCGCAACCUCACUCUCUUAAUAGGCGGCACAAUUAUUUUUAUAAGA
Daldinia vernicosa is the source of this 2187-nucleotide messenger RNA. RefSeq lists its product as uncharacterized. Lineage: Eukaryota; Fungi; Ascomycota; Sordariomycetes; Xylariales; Hypoxylaceae. The coding region runs from base 1 to 2109 and encodes 702 amino acids. The record is from RefSeq and is a predicted model, not a curated record. The transcript is spliced from 5 exons.